AUGAGAGGUUCUUACCGAAACUACACUCCAGAGCAAAUUGAAAAGCUUUUUGAUUUAGUUAUUGAGGAGAAUUAUACAGCCAAGGAUGCGACUUUAGUGACUGGGAUAAAUGUUUGUACAGCUCAAAACUAUAUCAAAACAUACAACAAUGAUAUACAGAGACGACUUCCAGGCACAUAUGAUAAGCCCCGUGAGAGACCUCAUAGUGAGCUAACUAACGAGUAUUCAAAGUUUCUUCUAGACCAUAUCGAAAAGAAUCCUACCGCUACAUUAGAUGAGCUAAAAGUUAUGGUUUGUGAAGAGUUUGAAGGCUUGAAAAUCCCAAUUUUGGCUAUAUAUAGGCAUUUGGUGAGCAAUUGUCAUUUUAUCUUGAAAAAAUCGAAAAAAUUACAGCAGCAAGAAAUUCUGAUAGAGUAA
Messenger RNA from Rhizopus microsporus ATCC 52813, 417 nucleotides. RefSeq lists its product as uncharacterized. Lineage: Eukaryota; Fungi; Mucoromycota; Mucoromycetes; Mucorales; Rhizopodaceae. The transcript has a single exon. The coding region runs from base 1 to 417 and encodes 138 amino acids. The record is from RefSeq and is a predicted model, not a curated record.